Stylophora pistillata is the source of this 2345-nucleotide messenger RNA. Its product is annotated as phospholipase-B 81-like. Gene Ontology annotation, biological process: phospholipid catabolic process. Lineage: Eukaryota; Metazoa; Cnidaria; Anthozoa; Scleractinia; Pocilloporidae. Gene Ontology annotation, cellular component: extracellular region. Gene Ontology annotation, molecular function: glycerophospholipase activity. The record is from RefSeq and is a predicted model, not a curated record.
GCCUAAGGGAGAGCGCUUAUUCGGGGGAGGGCUCUUACUAUUCAAGGAAAUAGGGGAACCUCUCGUCCCGCUGACAUACGGAAAUAGAACUGAACUCGUGACUAUGACAUUGCACACGUAGUCACGCACCAGUGAAGAAACGAGACAUGGCGAAAGUCACUGCGUUGAGAGCUUUCGCUAGUUUUCUCUUAUUUUUCGCAAGGAUUUCUCAUGGCAAAGGAGAUUAUUCCGUAAAUGGAACGGUUUAUUACACAGAUGGGAAGUACCACAUAGAGUUUGGAUUACUUGACAAAGAAAAUGGUGUAGCCUAUGGAACCUAUGAUGAUGCUUUGAACACCACUGGGUGGGGUGAACUUAAUAUUGCAUCAGGUUCAACAGGAAGUCACAGUGAUCAAACUAUCAUGUUUGCAGCUGGGUAUCUUGAGGGAGCUUUGACUGCUGGGAGGAUAAAUGAAAAUUAUGAGAACAAUUAUGACAUCGCCUUCAGAGGAAAACCAGAACAGCUUGUGAAAAAGAUUGGAGAAUGGUUUGAUGCUCAGGAAGAAUGGAUGAGAAACAGAAUAAAGAGUGAAUCCGAGAACAGCUCACUUUGGAGACAAAUGGGAAACAUUGUGUCUCAAUAUGAUGGGCUUAUUGCUGGUUAUACAGAGAACCCACCCCGCAAGAAGAAAAAUCUAGGCAAGUUUGCUUUCCAACUUUUAAAUGGUAUUGGUGAUUACAUCACUCUCUCUGGUGUGUUAAGUCCUGAUGGGCCACCUGACUGGAGUAGUAUGACGGAAGAGCAGAUUUCAGUCAAGUUAGGAAGAAUGGGCCAUUGUUCUGCACUCAUAAAGGUUCUUCCAGGUUAUGAAGAUAUCUUUGCAGGACAUUCAAGCUGGUUUGCAUAAGGUGCCACAAUGAGGAUCUACAAGCAUUACUUUUUCAAUCUGAAGGAUCCCAGCACAGGUGCAAAACGGAUGUCUUUUUCCAGCUAUCCUGGCUACCUUGUAUCACUGGAUGAUUUUUACAUCAUGGACAGUGGCUUAGUUAUGGUCCAGACGACAAAUAAUGUUUUCAACACUUCACUGUAUAAGUAUGUCUCGACGGAAUCCCUUCUAGCUUGGCAUAGAGUGCGACUUGCUAACUCAAUGGCUCAGAACGGGGCAGAAUGGGCAGAGGUUUAUAAACAGUACAACUCAGGUACUUACAACAAUCAGUACAUGAUCCUAGAUCUGAAACGAGUUGAGCUAAAGAAAAAUUUGCUUAGUGGAGCUCUCUGGGUUGUGGAACAGAUUCCAGGGUUGGUGGCCAGCGGAGAUCAAACUGAGAUCCUUAGAGCAGGUUAUUGGCCAUCUUACAAUGUGCCGUUUUAUGAAGAGAUAUACAAUCUGAGUGGUUACCCUGAAUUUGUGAAGAAACACGGCCCUUCUCGUUCAUACCAGCUGUCUCCAAGGGCUGAGAUAUUCCGUCGUGAUCAAGGAAAGGUCAAGAAUUUGACAUCGAUGAAACACAUCCUACGUUACAAUGACUAUCCUACAGAUCCCUACUCAGACAACAAUCCUUACAACUCUAUUUGCUCCAGAGGCGAUCUGCUGAUUCCAUCAGACAGAAGCCCAGAUGGUUGCUAUGAUACCAAGGUGACAGACUUUGGGAUGGCGAAGUCGUUAAUGUCGGAAGCCAUCAAUGGUCCAACUUAUCAGGGCUUACCUGUAUUUUGUUGGAGUCACUUCUCUUUUCCAAACAAGCAUGUUGGUUUGCCUGACUGCUAUGACUUUGAUUUUGUGACGAUGAAGCCGAAAUUUUAACACUGUACUGCGCCUGAAACAAGCUUGUGGAAUUAUGAGGAGGAGUGCAGGCGUCUUCUUCGUCAGACUUCUUCGUCGACAACAUGAUCUGUUUAAUACAAACGAGAAGUCUCUUUCAUAACAUGGAAAAAAAAUUCUAAGACUUGCUGUGUUUUCGUCAAUUUGGAGCGUAAGGAUUUUCCUAGUGCACGCUAAAAACUGUCAAAACUAUCUUAGAAGAAAAAUCUUUUUCAAUUGGUUUUAGCGAAAUACUUCUCAGUAAAACUUGAGAUUUGUUAUCAGCAAAAAACUUGUUGAUUGUUUUAACAAUUCUAUCAUGUUUUAGUCAAUUUUUUUGUACAAAUCGCACAAAUCUUUUCGAAAAAUAAUUUUCUUUGUUACCCAGAGUUUAGAUAUUGUAGUUAUGGUGAAAUAAUUUCACGAAUAAAUCAAUAGAAUCGUCUUCUAGAAUGAUGUGUGCCAAAAUGAAAUGAAAAAAUGAUCAAUAUUUGGCCUAGAUAAUGUCAUUUAUUUGUAGAAAUUUACAGAUCAUAUGUACAAGUAAAACGUUGGAAAAUCUUC